AUGGCAGAGGAUAAAGUGCUUGAUGCGGUGCUAAAGGUGCAACCGCCUUUGUCCGCCAACGGUCGCGAGCUGCGAGCGUUACAGCGUCUAUGGUCGCAGCCGGAGGUGGCGGGAUUCCUAGAGGCUGCGAGGCCAAAGGCUUUGCCAAAAUUGGAAAAGCCGCGGCCUCCGAAUACUCUUUUUCCAGAUCCUUUGUCAAACGCCGCACCACCAGCAGGAGCGCUCAGCUGCGGCUGA
Molecule: messenger RNA, 237 nt
Organism: Cladocopium goreaui
Lineage: Eukaryota; Dinophyceae; Suessiales; Symbiodiniaceae
Source: the annotation of a GenBank genome assembly